Molecule: messenger RNA, 2642 nt
Organism: Trichomycterus rosablanca
Lineage: Eukaryota; Metazoa; Chordata; Actinopteri; Siluriformes; Trichomycteridae
Gene: parp3
Product: poly (ADP-ribose) polymerase family, member 3
Exons: 11
Coding region: 81-1652 (523 amino acids)
Biological process (GO): protein poly-ADP-ribosylation; double-strand break repair
Cellular component (GO): site of double-strand break; nucleolus
Molecular function (GO): NAD+ poly-ADP-ribosyltransferase activity; NAD+-protein mono-ADP-ribosyltransferase activity
Source: RefSeq, a predicted model, not a curated record
CAGAACUUAGCCUCUGCAGACGCGACUGUUUUGCAGUGUCAAAAGCAACACUUAACUAAGAAUCCAAAUCCAAAGACAGGAUGGCACCAAAGAGGAAGGCAUCUAACACCAAAGUCGGUGGGAAGAAGGUAAAGAAGGAGCCGGAAACCCCAGUAAAGGACAAGUUCACCUCAGCUAAAGAGGCUCUGAAGGCCACUGCACCACAAAAUAUGGCACAGAGGAAACCAGACAGUGUCUGUCAUCUACAUAAUGCUGAGGUUCAUGAAGAUUAUGACUGUAUGUUAAAUCAGACCAACAUCGGAAACAACAACAACAAGUUCUAUGUAAUUCAAGUGUUAUUGUCAGGAGGACAAUAUUAUUGCUGGACAAGAUGGGGCAGAGUGGGAGAACAGGGACAGAACAAUUUGGAUGAACAUACAAAUGUUGAUAGUGCCAUUAAGAGCUUUGAAAAGAAAUUCAAAGACAAGACAAAGAACAACUGGAGUGAUCGGAAUAACUUUGUCUCUCAUGCGGGGAAGUAUACUCUGAUCGAGGUGGAUGGUGACCAGGAUGCUGAAGUAAAGGUUGAUACUGUGGACAGUGCACCUGGAACAGCAAAGAAGAACAUUUUGCCUUGCACACUGAAUACGUCCACUCAAAAACUUGUCAAAUUAAUCUUUGACAGUGACAUGUUCAAGGAAGCCAUGGAGAACAUGAACCUGGACAUUAAGAAAAUGCCGCUGGGAAUACUAAGUAAACAGCAGAUUGCCAAAGGCUUUGAGGCACUAGAGGAGAUUGAGGAGGCGAUAAAGAAGAGAAGUAAUGAAACCAAGUUAGCAGAGCUUUCUUCUAAGUUCUUCACCAUUAUUCCACAUAACUUUGGCCGCAAUAGACCCCCUGUCAUUAGGGAUGAUAAAAUCAUUCAGGACAAAAAGGACAUGCUUCUGGUCCUGGCAGAUAUAGAGAUCGCCCAGUGCCUUAAAGCAGAGUCAGAGCAAGCUAAGAAAGAGAUGAUCGAAACUGUGCCCCACCCAAUAGACCAGAACUAUGAGUCUCUCAAAUGCAACCUCACCAUCUUGGAUAAAAAAUGCAAGGAAUUUAAGGUUAUUGACCAAUACUUAAAGGCCACUGGUAGAGGACUCACCAUAAUAGAUGUUUGGAAAGUGGAUAGAAAUGCAGAGGCUGAGCGCUUCAGUGAGAACGAUGCUUUGGAGAACCGGAAGCUGCUUUGGCAUGGUACCAAUGUGGCAGUGGUGGCAGCAAUUUUAAAGAGUGGGCUACGCAUUAUGCCACACUCCGGUGGGCGGGUUGGCAGCGGGAUCUAUUUUGCUUCUGAAAAUGAAAAGUCUGCUGGUUAUGUUAGAACAUCUAAAAAUAUUGGGAUUAUGUUUCUGAAUGAGGUUGCUCUGGGGAAGGAAUACACUAUCACUAAAGAUGACUAUAGCUUGAAAAAGGCACCUAAUGGCUAUGACAGUGUGGUUGCACGUGGAAGAAAAGAACCAGAUUCUUCAAUGGAUGUGGAAAUCGAGCUGGAUAGGAAGAAAGUGGUCGUGCCACAGGGAAAAGCCAAGCAACAGCCUCAGUACAAAAACAGUUACUUUGACAACAGCGAGUAUCUCAUUUACAAAGAGAGUCAGUGCCGUAUCCGCUACCUGCUGGAGCUCCGCUUCUAACUGAAGAAGAAGAAGACCAAAGAUCGAAGUGCGAAGUACAAGACUGAAAUGUUGUGGUAAAAAUCAUGCAGAGCUGCUUUUCAAUAAUGCACUCGGUUAACCAAAGUCUAUCCAUAAAACAGCUUACAGCGCUGACACGAUCAGCAUAUAUUAGCAUAGCUUUUUGUUUAUAUGCUGCACAUGCUUAACAUUUGUUAAAAGAAAUUGUCUUGAAAAUCAAAGGAAGGACUGAUGGUUUAUCAUUAGUUUAAUUAGAUUUAGAUCAGUUGAAGGACUGAUUGUUUUUCAUUAGUUUAAUUAGAUUUAGAUUAGCUAUAUCUAAAGUUUACGGUUACAUUUUUUUUGUAAUAAUGUCUGUGCCUUUAUAAGUGACAGGAACAGGAAUGUAGGAGUGUCUGCUCUAUAGAAUCUGUUGGAAUGGUAAUUGUAUUAGAGUAGUACUUAACACAUAGGGUUUUCGAACACACCCUAAGUACAACAUUCUUUUAGGUCCAGGUUUUGCUUGUUUUUGUUUCUUGCUUUGCAGCUGCUUUUAGUACUACAAAAUCCAUUAAUGACAACUAAACACUGCAUUGUUAAAAAUCAUGCUUAUUCAAAAAUGUAUAGAACUAUUCUAUAUACUGUUUUUUUUUUCAAAUGGUAUGGAUGAGGGUAAAAAUCCUAAGGUUUUUGUAAAACAUGCAAGGGCUGGUUGUUCAUUAUUUCUGUUAAUAAUCAUUAUAAGUUGAUUCUAAAGGUCAGACAGCUUAUUUGUAAUUGUUUGUAAUUGAAAAGCAAUGUUAAUUUUGUCUAUAUGGCACCUGUUUAUUCUGAAGGUUGAAUGUAUGCUUCCAAAAAUUUGACUUAUUGUAGACAUUUCUUUUCUGUCCCUCCAUAUUGAUGUCCACACUGAUGUACAGUGGCAUAGAGAAUGUAAUCUCUAGACUUAUUUUUAAGGGAACACAGUAAACUCGACACGGUGAACAAUAAACCAUCUGCUGCUUACAAGAA